This is a messenger RNA of Cladophialophora psammophila CBS 110553, 795 nucleotides long. RefSeq lists its product as uncharacterized. The coding region runs from base 1 to 795 and encodes 264 amino acids. The transcript has a single exon. Lineage: Eukaryota; Fungi; Ascomycota; Eurotiomycetes; Chaetothyriales; Herpotrichiellaceae. The record is from RefSeq and is a predicted model, not a curated record.
AUGCCGUACCUCGCCCGUAACGGUGUCCGAUUGUACUAUGAAGUCCACGGGAGCGGGCCUCCUCUUCUGCUGACCCACGGCUACUCAUCCACUUCUGCCAUGUGGGCCGGUCAAAUCGCCGCUCUCUCAAAGAGCUUCAGGCUUAUUCUCUGGGACAUGCGCGGGCAUGGGUCAUCUGACUAUCCUCCCGACCAAUCCAUGUACAGCGAAGCCCACACGGUCGAAGACAUGGCGGCAAUUCUCGACCAAGUCUGCGGUCGCGGCAGUAUUGCCAUUGUCGGUGGUCUCUCAUUGGGCGGAUAUAUGUCGCUGGCAUUCUAUCGCGUCUACCCCGAGAGAGUGCGUGCGCUGCUCAUCAUCGACACGGGCCCAGGUUUCAAGAAGGACGCUGCCCGUGAAGAGUGGAACAGGACAGCCCAUGCGACGGGGAAGAAAUUCGAAAGCGAAGGACUCGGCGUUUUGCAGGGUAUGAGUGCCGAGAGAGCCACUGUGAGCCACCGCGACGCGAAAGGGCUGGCGCUUGCCGCGCGCGGUAUGCUUGCACAAAGGGAUUCGAAAGUCAUUGAUUCGUUGCCAAAUGUCAAGGUGCCUAGUCUGGUGGUCGUGGGCGCCGAUGAUACUCCCUUUUUGGCGGCGAGUGAGUACAUGGCCAAGAAGAUACAUGGGGCGAGAAAAGUUGUCGUACCCAAUGCUGGCCAUGCUGUCAAUAUCGAUCAACCCGAGAAGUUCUUGGAGGCUGUAAUGCCUUUCCUAGAGGAGGUCAAACACAAUAAGAAGCCGAGGGCGUCGCUCUGA